CAGACAAGGCACGGGUGGUGGGUCACCAAAGGCUGACCUUACCCCAGCAGAGGACAUGGCCUUGGAGCUAAAUAAAGGCAGGCCCGUCUUAGAGGGGAUCCCUGGGGGGAAAGAGACGAGCAUAGGUUCCUCCCAAGAUGCCACCCGCUUCAUUCAAGUGUCUGGCAGCACUGUGUUCCUGUUAGAGCCACCAGCACAAGCACCAGACGAUGCUGAUCCAGGUGAAAGCCCCAGUGCAGCAGCAACAGCACAUGAUGGAGACGAUGAUGAGGAGGAGACCAUCUCUGUGGAUUCCAGAAGGCAUGAGGACCCAGAUGCUAUACAGUGGGAAAACCAGCCUGGCAACAUAGUGCGUAUUAAUAAAAGGACACCACAUCCUGCCAAAUUCCAGCUGCGCUAAUUGUAUUGUGUUCACAGAGCUCACAAGCUAUCAGAAAGUUGUAUGGCAACCACCUCCGGUGCCAAAUAGAACUGGCAGACAUAGACAUUCAGUACAAGAAGAAAAAGAUAGAAAAUCUUGCACUGGAGUCCGAAAUAAAAAAAAGAGGACAAUUAGGAAACUGGACCUUGAAAUAAAAAGAACUUGAGAGGGAGCUGAGAUAUGCCUUCAAUGUACACUGUAUGCUAACUGUAACACAAAUGUAUUAAUCAUUAUUUUUCUUUCCUCCCCCAGCUCCAAGAAGAUGACACAGCUCAAAAUAAAAAUUAGGUAUAUUCUCGUAAAGUCAAGUGAGCCAUGACAUAUGAGCUCUUAUUGUGAGCACACAGGACGGAGGCAUCUUUCUAAGCACCAGGUGUGGCCACUAGCCUAUAUGAAGGCCCAAAAUUGUGUGUUCCUUUCUGCUCUGACAAUGGCAUGCCCAUUCUUGCGAGAUGUGGUGGAUGAAGAAGCACUUGUGCUGAGGAGAGCCUUCAGGCGAGAAAGGGUCUUCAGGGACCGGUUGGACCCACUGGACUUCCCUGAUGACCAUCUAUAUGAAAGAUACAGGUUUUCUGCAGAUGGCAUCCGGUAUCUAUGCAGACUACUGGGUCCCAGGAUUAAGCACUGCACUGCACGGAGCCAUGCACUGAGUGUGGAGCAAAUGGUUUGUGUGGCCUUGCGCUUUUUUGCUAGUGGAGCCUUCCUGUACUCAGUGGGGGAUGCAGAACAGCUGAACAAGGCCACAAUUUGCCGCACAAUAAGGAGUGUGUGUCUGGCUAUCAAAGCAUUAGCAGAUGUCUUCAUCUCCUUCCCUGGCCACAGAAGACUCUGUGACAUGAAAGAGGAGUUCUAUAGGAUUGCAGGUUUCCCCAAUGUCAUUGGUGCAGUGGACUGCACACACAUAAGGAUAAAAGCCCCCUCAGGUGCCCAUGAGGCCGAUUUUGUGAAUAGGAAAUCCUUUCACAGCAUUAAUGUUCAGAUGGUCUGCAAUGCUGACUGUGUGAUCAGCAAUGUUGUGGCAAAAUGGCCUGGCUCAGUCCAUGACUCCAGAAUCUUUCGGGCCUCUGAAAUCUAUCAGUGCCUAUCACAAGGUGAAUUCUCUGGUGUGUUGCUGGGAGACAGGGGGUAUGGCUGCCAGCCUUUUCUCCUGACACCUUUCACAGACCCCCAGGAAGCACAGCAGGCCUACAACCAUGCCCAUGCCAGGACCAGGGCCAGAGUUGAAAUGACCUUUGGCCUCCUGAAGGCACGCUUUCACUGCCUUCACAAAUUAAGGGUCAACCCUGUUAGGGCAUGUGAUAUUACUGUGGCUUGUGCUGUCCUCCACAAUGUGGCCUGCCUGAGGAAGGAGAGGGCCCCCAGAGUGCCACCAGCCAUGGACUGGGACAAUCCGGCAAUCUUCCCUGAUGACGACAGUGGUCGGCUGCUGAGGGACCAAUAUGUGUUGAAUUAUUUUAGUUAGUAUGUGUGCUUUCAAUUUAGGUAAAAAAUGUCCUGCUGUGGCAGAGGAAAUAGGGUUUUUUUUGGGUUGGUUUUUUUUACGAAUUUGGCCUCUUAUGAUGUUUGUGCGGUAUACUGUGUGUAAUACAAGGCUGCAGGGAGGCUACUGCAUCCAUUCAUUUGUCUGUUCAGUUGAUGUGUAUCGAUUUGUCCUGCAUUUAUUUUAGUGUGCAGACAUGCAGGGUGUGUUAUAUACAGACCUUUUGAAUGUGUAUGUAUCAUUUUGUAUAAUAUGCUUUGAUUCUGUGCUUUCCAUCUUGUAGAGUCACUGUGACUUCAGUUUCGAAAGGAGCUGAUAGUUUACCUGCUUUUUGUCCUUAUUCAAUAAAGGAACAUAAUGUUA
Cyprinus carpio (common carp) is the source of this 2264-nucleotide messenger RNA. RefSeq names its product putative nuclease HARBI1. The transcript has 8 exons. Bases 744 to 1883 code for a protein of 379 amino acids. The record is from RefSeq and is a predicted model, not a curated record. Lineage: Eukaryota; Metazoa; Chordata; Actinopteri; Cypriniformes; Cyprinidae.